AUGCUCUGUAGCUUCUGCUCAAACAUCGAUCUUGAUCAACUUGCUACUGAUCAAGGGUACAAGCAUCACGCUAGCUGUGCCGAAUUGUUACACUCUGUUAGGAAUGGUUGUGAGUCAUGUAAAUUGAUAUGGGACUCCCAAUGGACCGAGAUUGGAGGAGAUCUUCUGGACCAACGAUAUGACUUAGGUGGGUUAGAUAUGCAAAUAGUCGCCAGAGCGGUACAUCAAAGCCCAGGAAGUUACGAGAAAAUCCGUUAUGGGCAAGAAAUACGAUGGCAUGACCAUCAAUCUAGGCGAAUGACACCUGACGAUGACAGGCCCCCGGAGGUCCCAUACCUCUGGAGUUUCUUGGCAAUUGCAGCAAGGCCUGAUGAUCUUAGCUCCAGCUACCUAAGACUUCGGUCACUAGCAUACAGAUCAUCGGAAAACUGGCAAAGCUCUGCCUCCAGUUGGAUCAAUGACUGCUUGGCCGGCCAUGAAGCGUGUGCCCCUCAAUCUUUGGCCACGAGGCGGCCACCAACUCGUGUGAUUGAUGUUGGACCAACAGACGGUUCCACGGAUCCCUUGCUACAUAUCUCUGGAAACGAUGUACAAGAAUGGGUUACUUUAAGUCACUGUUGGGGACAGAGCCAACCGAUCAAGACGACUCUACAGUCGAUUUCAGACCAUCAACACUCAUUACCAAUGAGCAAUCUCCCUAAGCUCUUCUAUGAUGCUGUCGUUAUCACUAGAGCAAUGCAUUACAGAUAUCUCUGGAUAGACUCCCUUUGCAUUAUUCAAGAUAGUAAAGAGGAUUGGAUGCGGGAGAUUUCGACCAUGGGAGAUAUUUACAAGAACUGCGUUUUUACGAUUUCCGCGGAAAAUUGUGCUGAUAGCGGAGUUAAUAUUUUGGGAAACCAUGUCUCCCUUGAGACAGAAUAUGUACAGCAGGGGUGCCGCAGCUCAAGAGAUGGGUUCCAGAGUGUGAUGUAUACUUUCGACCGUGAGAGGUGGCAAAGAGGUGGGUUGGAUCACAGCUUUUUGAAAUCACGAGCGUGGGCUCUUCAAGAGGACGUUCUUUCUCCACGUACUUUACGUUGGACGCCAUUGCAAUUAGUCUGGAGCUGCCGCUGUACUACUCGCUCAGAAGAUAAUUUUACUGAAGAUUGGCCUAGGACUGUGUCGGGUUUUCAUCAUCCGGCAAAAGUAAUCUGCUUGUCACCUGAGCGGCUUGAAGUUGUCAGACAGGACGAUUUGAAAAUCCAUGAUGGUGCGCCGGAAUGUGACCCUCUGCAAAUCUGGUAUCGUGUGGUUAUAGAUUUAUGUAGCCGAGAUAUCACCUUCGAGGAAGACUGUCUUCCAGCUAUUUCUGGAUUAGCGAAGGAGGUCAAAAGACACACAGGAUAUGAAUAUCGGGCCGGUAUCUGGACGCAAGAUUUCCAUAAUGGUCUGCUUUGGUCUGUACAAGACGGUGGUUUAUAUCCAUCAACAUACGUUGCGCCGUCCUGGAGCUGGGCUGCCAUAAAAUGCGGUAACCAGGUGCGUCCGGCUUGCGUUGCACCUACUUCACCAGUAUUCACUGGUCUUGACGAAAGCAGUCUCACUCCCAUUGCUAAGAUCCUUCAAAUAAACUUGGUGUAUCUUGGAGAAGAUGAGUUUGGACCGAUUAAAUCCGGUGAACUACGCAUCAAUGCUCCAUACAAGAGCGUAGCUUCUUUCGAAAAUAACGAAAUAAGACUUCCAUUGGCCAAGGAUAUCCUAAAACUGUUCGGCAAUAACUCCUUCGUCUACAAAAUAGUGCCAUCUACCAUAACUUGCUGGCUGGACGAUAGGCCGGUUGAAGAGGAAGACGAGGAAGUUUUUCUAAAUACAAAACUCCAAUUAAGAGACCGCGGUGCUGUCGUGGUAUCAAUUGCCUCUGUCAAAUUUGGUAGCACUCGUAUUAUUGAGCCUUGGAACUACUACUACUACCUUAGUAAUAUCGAUGAGUCUCUCCAAGACCAGAACUGGGCAUUGAUUUUAGAACCAGUCAUUGGUGCUGUAGAUGAAUGGAGACGAAUAGGAUUAGCAAGAAUUGCAGAUGGGCUGGUCGAUAGAUGGGAAUCUCGAGAUUUUACGAUUCUUUAA
Messenger RNA from Lachnellula hyalina, 2106 nucleotides. RefSeq lists its product as uncharacterized. The transcript is spliced from 2 exons. The record is from RefSeq and is a predicted model, not a curated record. The coding region runs from base 1 to 2106 and encodes 701 amino acids. Lineage: Eukaryota; Fungi; Ascomycota; Leotiomycetes; Helotiales; Lachnaceae.